Messenger RNA from Olea europaea var. sylvestris, 2254 nucleotides. Its product is annotated as transmembrane 9 superfamily member 3-like. Lineage: Eukaryota; Viridiplantae; Streptophyta; Magnoliopsida; Lamiales; Oleaceae. The transcript has 7 exons. The coding region runs from base 165 to 1937 and encodes 590 amino acids. The record is from RefSeq and is a predicted model, not a curated record. Gene Ontology annotation, biological process: protein localization to membrane. Gene Ontology annotation, cellular component: membrane.
ACGAGAAGUGUAAAAUCCCAUCUGAGUUAUAUCUCCGGGAGAUCGAGAUCUGUGCUCUCUCUCUCUCUCUCUGUAUCUUCAUGUAUACAUAAUUGUAUUGCAAUAUAACUCCAUAACUUUCAGUCUGUGUGUGAAAAAUAGCAGAAAAAGUGGAAGCGAAGAAGAUGAUGGGAGGUGGAUUGUUCGCCGUCGUUUUGAUCGUAUUGUGUACCUCAAUUCAGGUGAGAUCGGACGGAUCAGAUCACAAAUACAAAGUCGGAGAUCCGGUGCCUCUUUACGCGAAUAAAGUUGGGCCUUUUCAUAACCCUAGUGAAACAUACCGCUUCUUUGAUCUUCCCUUCUGUUCCCCAGCUCAUCCAAAAGAAAAGAAGGAAGCUCUUGGGGAAGUGUUGAAUGGAGAUCGUCUCGUCAGUGCUCCUUAUAAACUAGACUUUCUGCAAGAUAAAGACUCUGAAAUUGUUUGCAAAAAGAUAUUAUCCAAGGAAGAAGUAGGACAGUUCCGAACUGCUGUCUUAAAAGAUUACUAUUUCCAAAUGUAUUAUGACGACUUGCCGAUUUGGGGAUUCUUGGGGAAAGUUGAGAAGGAAGGAAAAUCCGAUCCCAGCGAGUAUAAAUAUUAUCUAUUCAAACAUCUCCAUUUCGAGAUCUUUUACAAUAAAGAUCGAGUUAUUGAGAUUAAUGCACGAACUGACCCUAAUGCCCUUGUAGACCUCUCGGAGGAUAAGGAAGUUGAAGUAGAGUUCAUGUACUCAGUAAAAUGGAAGGAAACAAAUACUCCUUUUGAGAAGAGAAUGGAGAAGUAUUCACAGUCUUCUUCACUACCUCAUCACUUGGAAAUCCAUUGGUUCUCAAUAAUCAACUCAUGUGUGACAGUUCUCCUCUUAACUGGUUUCCUGGCCACUAUUCUUAUGCGGGUCCUCAAAAAUGAUUUUGUCAAGUAUGCUCAUGAUGAGGAGACAGCUGAUGAUCAAGAGGAAACUGGGUGGAAGUAUAUUCAUGGUGAUGUAUUCAGGUAUCCAAAGUACAAAUCUUUGUUUGCGGCUGCCCUUGGUUCUGGAACCCAGUUGUUUACACUCACGAUCUUUAUUUUCAUCCUUGCACUCGUUGGUGUAUUUUAUCCAUACAACCGUGGAGCUCUGUUCACUGCACUGGUUGUCAUUUAUGCUCUUACAUCUGGGAUUGCUGGCUAUACUGCAUCCUCUUUUUAUUGCCAACUAGAAGGAACUAACUGGGUCAGAAAUUUAUUGUUGACUGGAAGUCUGUUUUGCGGUCCGCUGCUUCUUACAUUUAGCUUCCUUAAUACUGUUGCCAUUGCUUACAGUGCAACUGCAGCAUUGCCAUUUGGUACUAUUGUGGUCAUCUUUCUUAUAUGGGCCCUUGUUACAUCACCUUUGCUAGUUUUGGGUGGGAUCGCAGGGAAAAACAGCAGAGCAGAGUUUCAAGCUCCUGUUCGUACCACAAAAUACCCACGAGAGAUCCCACCGCUACCUUGGUAUCGUGGAACUCUUCCUCAGAUGGCAAUGGCUGGAUUCCUGCCUUUCAGCGCCAUAUAUAUUGAGCUUUACUACAUAUUUGCCAGUGUGUGGGGCCACAGGAUCUAUACCAUUUACAGUAUCUUAUUUAUAGUCUUCAUCAUCCUCUUGAUUGUUACUGCUUUUAUUACCGUGGCUUUGACGUACUUCCAGCUUGCUGCCGAAGACCAUGAGUGGUGGUGGAGGUCUUUCCUCUGCGGUGGAUCAACUGGGCUAUUCAUCUAUGGCUACUGCCUGUAUUACUAUUAUGCACGAUCUGAUAUGUCAGGCUUCAUGCAAACCUCAUUCUUCUUCGGAUACAUGGCUUGCAUUUGCUAUGGCUUCUUUCUCAUGCUUGGUGCAGUUGGUUUUCGUGCAGCGCUCUUCUUUGUCCGUCAUAUAUACCGCUCGAUCAAGUGCGAGUAGUAAGUCAUCAGCUGGUCAGUCUUCCAUGUUCUACAGAAUGCUGCAUAAAUAUGGUAAGGCAAUUUGUGAUGAAAGAUAACAAUAUAGGACAAUAGGACUUCUAAAGUGGGAUAUUGUAUUAUCUUACUACGUCAGCGUUGAAUACAUUUGGUCAUUUUUGAUUUACAGCUCGACAAUUUACGGAGUUAUGCUAGCUUUAGUGUUUUCCGAAUUUUGGCUUUUAAAUACUAAAUGAAAUGAUAGAAUAGGCUCAUGAGAAUGGCGUACGUGAAUAUAAUGUUUAUAUUGUAUUUGAGGUCGUUUGCAGAUUCUGUUUC